Molecule: messenger RNA, 1120 nt
Organism: Symphalangus syndactylus (siamang)
Lineage: Eukaryota; Metazoa; Chordata; Mammalia; Primates; Hylobatidae
Gene: SURF1
Product: SURF1 cytochrome c oxidase assembly factor
Biological process (GO): mitochondrial respiratory chain complex IV assembly
Cellular component (GO): mitochondrion; membrane
Source: RefSeq, a predicted model, not a curated record
CCUCCUGCGUCCCGGAAGCGCCCGCGGGGCCGGGUGCGAUGGCUGCGGUGGUUGCAUUGCAGCUGGGGCUGCGGGCGGCGGGGCUGGGACGAGUGAGCGCCGGGUGCGGGGUGCUGGGCGCGGGGAGGGGUCCCGGAGCUCAUCCCACCCUUUCGUGUCCGCAGGCCCCGGCCAGCGCCGCCUGGAGGAGCGUCCUCGGGGUCUCCCCGCGCCCAGGAGUGGCCUGGAGGCCAAGCAGAUGUGGCAGUUCUGCAGCAGAAGCAUCUGCCACAAAAGCAGAAGAUGACUCCUUUCUUCAGUGGGUCCUGCUCCUCAUCCCUGUGACUGCCUUUGGCUUGGGGACAUGGCAGGUCCAGCGUCGGAAGUGGAAGCUGAACCUGAUUGCAGAGUUGGAGUCCAGAGUUCUGGCUGAGCCUGUCCCUCUGCCAGCAGACCCAAUGGAACUGAAAAAUCUGGAGUAUAGGCCAGUGAAAGUCAGGGGGUGCUUUGACCACUCCAAGGAGCUGUAUAUGAUGCCCCGGACCAUGGUGGACCCUGUCCGGGAGGCCCGGGAGGCCGGCCUCAUCUCUUCCUCAACUCAGAGUGGGGCGUAUGUGGUCACUCCCUUCCACUGCACCGACCUGGGAAUCACCAUCCUGGUAAAUAGAGGGUUCGUUCCCAGGAAGAAAGUGAAUCCUGAAACCCGGCAGAAAGGCCAGAUUGAGGGAGAAGUGGAACUCAUUGGGAUGGUGAGGCUGACAGAAACCAGGCAGCCUUUUGUCCCCGAGAACAAUCCAGAAAGGAACCACUGGCAUUAUCGAGACCUGGAAGCUAUGGCCAGAAUCACAGGCGCAGAGCCCAUCUUCAUUGAUGCCAACUUCCAGAGCACAGUCCCUGGAGGACCCAUUGGAGGGCAAACCAGAGUUACUCUGAGGAACGAGCAUCUGCAGUACAUCGUGACCUGGUAUGGACUCUCUGCAGCUACAUCGUAUCUGUGGUUUAAGAAAUUCCUACGUGGGACACCUGGUGUGUGACACAUCAGCUGCUAAAGCCCUGUCCCUGAAUAAUGAAGUAUUUCAAAAGACUGCCUUUAUGCUGGAUCAUGUGCUAUUGGUAUAAAGUUCUGGCCUUCUACCUUAAA